Mixia osmundae IAM 14324 is the source of this 1170-nucleotide messenger RNA. RefSeq lists its product as uncharacterized. The record is from RefSeq and is a predicted model, not a curated record. Lineage: Eukaryota; Fungi; Basidiomycota; Mixiomycetes; Mixiales; Mixiaceae. The transcript is spliced from 4 exons. Bases 420 to 1085 code for a protein of 221 amino acids.
CGUGUCCGAGGAGUCCUUUGACUGAUCAGCUCAAUCACGCGCUCGUGCCAGAUGAUCGUGGGGAUUCGGGAUCUGGUCCAUGAAUUGAUACAGGCAGAAGGCAAGCGGGCCAAUGUGGAGGAAGUUCUGGAUCUUCUGUAGCGCUGCAGGCGCGACGGGAUCGUCCCGCGCUCAGCGCUCAGCCGUCUAUGUACCUUGACCUGCUCCCUCAAGCCUCCUCGACCCGCAUACUACGGCCUCUGGUCUCUCCCAGGUCACUCACCGGGGUAGUACAUCCCGUUUCCGUUCAUGUCUCUUCAGUCACAUGGUCCCUACCUAGCGAUCUGCUAGAUAAGGGCAUGGUCGUGCCCCUCUCCGCACCCUACAUAAGACCGGUCACCCAGCAAAUUUAUAGCGAAGCUUGCUAGGAAGUGACAAAGAUGCUACUCAAGUCCAUCAUUGUCGUCUCUCUCGCUGCGCUGGGCAUCGCGAAACCACUCUUCAGGCUGCAGACUAGACAGAGUGCGGACAUUGGCUCCGACAUCGGCAUCGUCGGUUCACUCAUCUCCGAAGACUGUGCAUCGGCUUGCUCGGCAUUCACGCAGGAUGUUGAGGCAUGCCUCAACUCGAGUGGCGAUGACGUCGACGCAAUUUGCUACUGCAACAGUGAUGCAGUCGAUCAAGGACUCAGCAGCUGUGCAGAAUGUCUCGUAGGUGAUCCCUCUCUCGAUCUCGCAACGACCGAGCUCGUAUCAAGUGCAGCCUCCGACCUCGUAACCACUUGUGAUGCGGUCCUAGACAACAGCGAUAGUGACUCCUCUGCAUCCUCAUCAGCUGCCGACAUUUCACUUUCUGCAGUCCCCGUCACGACUGCCGACUUCACUGGCACACUGGCGGCAGCUACAAUUGCGGUUACAACCACCAAUACUCCAGCACCUCUCACAGUAACUGCAACCGCGACAGCACAACGCUCCAUGGCCACGAUACCAAGCAGAGGAAGCUCAACAAGCAGCGCAAGUAACCCCAUACACACCAAUGCAGCGAAGCGUUCUGGUAUCGAUAGCGCAGUAUAUGCGCUUGCUAUCUUUGGCUAUAUUUUGGUUUAGGCCGUGUCUUCAGACGCAUGGAUUCGCACUUGUAGAUUGCACGUGCUUGACGAUGUGCGCUAUGCAUCGAGUCUCUCCUCUCGCA